GUAUUUUCAAGAGACAACAGCAGUUUUGAAGAUAUAGAAGAAGAGGUUCAAGGAGAUAGAACAGAUGAGCAUUCACAAAGUGUGAGGGCCAGGCGUUCAGAUUCAAGAAAUUCUAGAGAUAUAGAGGGGCUUGAUUUGGAUGAAACAGAGAGUGAAGAAGGGGAGGUCUCUGCUCUUUGGGCAUUAAUUUGGCCUUUCAUUAGUAUUUUGUUGGAAGUACUAGUCCUUUAGCAAUAUGUUACCUUAUGAAAAUCAAAUUUUCCUUGAUGUUUUACAUGAAGAUGGCCUUGUAGUAGCAGCGAGGGGUUUAAGUUUACAUUCAGUCAUAUUGAGCCUGUUAAAGGUUUGGUGUGAUUCUGGAAAUCUGGUACUAGUUCUGGGUACACAUGCUCAGGAAGAAGAAUAUUUCAUAACUGAACUUGAGGCACAAGGUAUCAAACCCCUCCCCAAAAUUAUCAACAAUGAGUCUAAUGCAAAUGACAGGGAAAAUAUCUACCUGCAAGGUGGAGUCUUAUUUGUUUCUGCAAGGAUCUUAGUUGUUGACCUUCUUAAGAAUCGUGUUCCUGUGGAUAAUGUCACAGGUAUGAUGGUAUGUCGUGCUCAUGCUAUACUGGAAUCAUGCCAAGAAGCAUUUGCUGUUCGCUUGUACAGACAGAAAAACAAGAAGGGGUUUGUCAAAGCAUUUUCAAGCUCAGCCCAGUCAUUUACCGUCGGCUUUGCUCAAGUGGAGCGGAUUAUGAAAACUUUAUUUGUAAAGAAUUUGUAUCUAUGGCCUCGUUUCCAUGCUGUUGUCUCUACCAGUUUAAGAAAAGUGUCAGUUGUGGAACUACAUGUUAACAUGACAACUCCCAUGCAACGCCUUCAAAAUUGUGUUUUAGAUCUCAUGAGUUUUUGUGUGAAAGAGAUAAAAAGAGUCAAUCCAUCUCUGGAUACAGAUGACUUAACUGUGGAAAAUGCCAUUUCUAAAUCUUUUCAUAAACUUCUUCAAUAUCAAUUGGAUCCAAUUUGGAACCAACUGAGUUCCAAAACUCGCCAACUUGUUGCUGAUAUAAAAACAUUACGAUCUGUUUUGAGGUGCUUAACACAGUAUGACUGUGUAACUUUCAACUCUCUUGUGACCUCACUUCGAAGCACAGAAUAUGCAAGAAGAAAUUCCGGCUGGUUGCUCUUAGAUCCAGCAGAAGACCUUUUUCUGUUAGCAUCCCAGCGUGUUUGUGGAAGCAAUUCAGCUUCCAAAGACUCAGAAAUAAAUCCUGAACAUGCACCUAAAUGGGUAGCCUUGUCUGAAAUUCUUGGUGAGGUCCAAGAAAAGCUCAAAGGGGUACCAUCUAAUGAUGCAGCACAAGGCAUUAACCAUGUACUUGUUCUAGUGGAAGACAUCAGGACCGGAAAUCAACUUAAGGAGUAUCUUACAAAAGGAUCAAAAGCAAUGCUUCAAAGUCUAUUCAGACGAGCUACUCACCAUCGUACACCAGCAGUCAUUGCUCAAUUUGGUCUGGCUAAGGAUUCUUCAGUACUGAAAAGGAAAAGUUUGGAUCCUGAUGAUCCUGAUAAUUGGCUUGGUGAGGAUGAAGUAGAAGCAUUCAAUCAUGAUUCUUUUGGGUUUCCUCAAGAUGACACUGAAGAAGAUAUUAAAGACAGUUACUGUUUAACUAUGACACAGCAAGAGCCUUCCAAGAGCUCCAAUGACCCUGCAAAUAUGUCCUGUUUUGAGGAACAAGAGAAUCUUGAAAGCUUAUCACAAAGUCAGUCUGACCAGCUGUUGCCCAUAAUCACAAUACAAUCUUUCAAAAAAGAUGGGGAUCCUUUAGCUUUGACUAAAACUUUACAGCAAAUUCAACCUCAUACUGUUGUUAUGUAUGAUGCUGAUUUAUCUGCAGUCAGGCAACUUGAAGUAUUCCAAAGCUCGUCACCGAGUGUUGAUUUAACAACAUACUUUGUAAUGUAUGGUGGCUCUGUAGAAGAGCAAGCUUACCUCACUACAUUAAGACAAGAGAAAGAAGCUUUUGAGUACCUGAUCAAAGAAAAAGCGUCUAUGGUAAUACCAGCUGAUCAAGAUGGCAAAUCAGGAGACUGUGCUGAACUUCGACGUGAUGUCGGACAGUCAGCCUCUGUUGCUGCAGGAUUGCCAAACAUAAACACACGUAAAGGAGGUAUUCCAAAAGCUCCAGCAAGUGCACCAACUAUUAUUGUUGACAUGCGAGAAUUCAGAAGUGAAUUACCAGCUUUAAUUCAUCGCCGUGGUAUUGAAAUUGAGCCUGUCACCAUCAAUGUUGGAGAUUACAUUCUUACACCUGAAAUUUGUGUUGAACGUAAGAGUGUCAGUGAUUUAAUUGGAUCAUUGAACAAUGGACGACUGUAUACACAAGCCACAGCUAUGUCAAGACACUAUUCAAAGCCUAUGUUGUUGAUUGAAUUUGAUCACAAAAAACCAUUUGCACUGCAGGGCAGAUAUUAUCUAAGCAAUGACAUUUCAGCAAGUGACAUAUCAUCCAAAUUGAUACUACUUACCAUGCAUUUUCCACGAUUACGGCUUGUUUGGUCUCCAAGCCCAUAUGCAACUGCGCAACUUUUUGAGGAGCUGAAGGAAGGACGAGAGCAGCCAAAUGCAUCGCAAGCUGCUAUGAUUGGAGCUGAGGUGGCAAGCGGUGAUGAUGAAUUUGCAGAAAAAUUCAACAUUGCAAUCCAAGACUUUAUUUCUAAGCUUCCAGGUGUAAAUACAAAGAAUGUGAGUUCUGUCCUCCGGAAGGGUCAAUCACUCUCUCACCUCAUUUCUCUCUCCAAGGAACAAUUGUCUGAACUAACUUUAAAUAGUCAAGAUGCUGACCUUCUGUAUUCAGCUUUACACAAUGUACACAAGCCUGUUGAAGAUGGAAGUGGUAAGCCUAUGCGUGGUGGCAAAGGAGGCCGCUGGAGAGGACGAAGUUUUCUGAAGCGUAAAAAACAGUGAUGUAACAAGUUAAAGAAAUUAAUGUACUACUGUAAAAUAGUUAUUUUUUCACUGUUCAUAUACUUUAUGUAGGUAGAGAAUUUAUGUACAGUAAUCAUUUCUUCCAUAUAUCAGAACAGUCUGAAAAAUAAUGUUUAAGUUUAUUAAAUGCAAUUGCCUGUAUUCAUCUGCAGUUUCCAAAUAGUCCUGUGUGAAUUAGGCAUUCAUAGAGCUGAUAUCACAGAUAGCAGAUCAUCCAAAUUAUCUUGAGGACAAUAAAUAAAAUUGAAAUAUUA
Frankliniella occidentalis (western flower thrips) is the source of this 3225-nucleotide messenger RNA. RefSeq names its product DNA repair endonuclease XPF (gene mei-9). The transcript has 16 exons. Gene Ontology annotation, biological process: double-strand break repair via homologous recombination; nucleotide-excision repair involved in interstrand cross-link repair; resolution of meiotic recombination intermediates. Gene Ontology annotation, molecular function: single-stranded DNA endonuclease activity; damaged DNA binding; single-stranded DNA binding. Bases 236 to 2950 code for a protein of 904 amino acids. The record is from RefSeq and is a predicted model, not a curated record. Lineage: Eukaryota; Metazoa; Arthropoda; Insecta; Thysanoptera; Thripidae. Gene Ontology annotation, cellular component: nucleotide-excision repair factor 1 complex.